Exophiala aquamarina CBS 119918 is the source of this 1788-nucleotide messenger RNA. RefSeq lists its product as uncharacterized. The coding region runs from base 1 to 1788 and encodes 595 amino acids. The record is from RefSeq and is a predicted model, not a curated record. NCBI's taxonomy places the organism in Eukaryota, Fungi, Ascomycota, Eurotiomycetes, Chaetothyriales, Herpotrichiellaceae. The transcript has 2 exons.
AUGCAACCAAACAGAUCCCCUUCUCCUGCCAACCCUGUACCACAGCCGCAACCAUCCAAAGACCAUCAUCUCACCGCAGACGUGAGGGAAUUAGAGAAAGUCUCCACAAGUCAUCCUUCAAAUGCUCUAGCAAACGGUCCCCAUGAUCCUGUCGGUCAGAACAGCGACCGACUUGUUUCGUACAUUUGGCUACCUCCCCGAGGCGAAGCAGAAUAUCUCGUGGAGCGGUACCUCGAUGGAGUCAGCUUUAUUCACCAUGUGGUCCACCCUCCCAGAAUCCGCGAAGCAGUGGUAAAGCUGUACAGCGACCUGGAUAGCGAGGGCCAAGCCGAUCUCGGAACAGUAACCCUUCUUCUGAGUUUGCUUGCCAGUGUCACAUAUCUCUUGGGGCCUGAAGAAUGUGACAUUGAUCAACCCCCGACUUUGGCCGGAGCAAGUGAGGAAUCUCUGUCCUGGAUUCGGAUCACUUUGGACGUACUGGAAUACUCACAACGUAGCAACCUUGGCUCAAUUGAGAGUCUUCAGGCAAUGAUCAUCGUGUCUUUUCUCAUCGGCAACAUUGAAGGAGCCUCCCAGCGCUUUAGAUCCAUGAUAGCCGUGGCGUCGACUCUAGCUCGAGAACUAGGACUACAUCGGAUUGACCAGGGGAAGAACUAUUGGACGACCGAGUCUCCAAUUCGUGGUAUGGUCGAUGCGGAGGUUGGCCGCCGUCUAUGGUGGUAUCUUGCGGCGACUGACUGGUAUGAAGACCCUCUGACAGUACGCGUCAAGACGGCUAAAUUAGUUUAUAGGCUCCUGACUCGAUAUUCGGGGCCAGCUGCGGGUGCUUAUACUGUCCACGUCAGCCAUAUGGCAGUCAAGAAGCCCCAAAAUAUCGACGACCACGACCUGCUUGACGAUCAGAUAGUCAGGGAUAAGCCAAGCUCGGUGCCCAGCGUUAUGUCGUACUCCCUCCAACGUAUUCGGUUGGCUGAAAUAUGUCGUAAUGCUGUAGACCACGCCUCACUUUGGUCACCGGAGCUCCGUGGUGCAAAUUACAGCAACAUUGUCUUCAUAGACACUGAGCUUACCGUCUUCAGCAAUGCUCUGCCGUGGUUUUUCGCCAUCGAUGAUGAGGGGUCGGGGAGGCUCUCUCAGCUAGACUUCCAGCAACAGACAACGAUCAAAGUGCAGCGCUAUCUCAUCAACACCACUCUGCAUACUCAGCGGUGUAUACUGCAUUUGCCAUACUUUGCACAAAGUCUGGAAACAAAUGUGUACGCAUACUCCCGGGAAGUUUGCCUUGACGCAGCAAGGUCAGUCGUACAGGCUGAGUUACUCAUCGAAAGAGACAUGCUGCCCUUCACCAAUCUGCGCCUGAAGCUAUCCGCUUCGUUGUAUGGGCUGUUUAUCGCCAAUAUCAUAUUCUUCCUCGAAGCCUGCCUUCACAAGGCUUCAGGAUGGCCUUGUGCUCUGCGCUCGACAGCGAUAGAGGCCUUCCGUCUCUUGAUGCAGGCCAGAGGUAGCUCUCCCAUGGCAGCCAGGCUUUGGGAAACCAUGACUCACAUUUCGGAGAAGAACAAAGUCUCGCUGCCUCUCUCACAAGCUCCAAAUUCAUUGAUGGAGUACGCAUCGAAUUUGGUGACUGACGACUCAGAAGAUACGAGCCCUUCUCGUGGCGCUAUUGGAGCUCAGCAACAAAAUCAGCUUGUUUCCGACGAUUGGGGCGAUAUUAAUUUGUCAUGCGAUGGCCAGGACACAUUUGAUCCGCUGGGCUGGGCAGCAUCCAUUGGGUUAGUUGAAGAAUAG